This is a messenger RNA of Strongylus vulgaris, 363 nucleotides long. The record is from the annotation of a GenBank genome assembly. Lineage: Eukaryota; Metazoa; Nematoda; Chromadorea; Rhabditida; Strongylidae.
UCUUCAGCAUGCCCAACUGACGAGAACACCGCACCGCACCUAGACGGUGAGGAGACGGCGAUGCAAGCAAUUGCGACGACAAAAGAUUGCACGGUGCUUGAGGAUGUGCCAGAAGUGAUUGGUACAGUGGGAUUGGGAAAAAAGAGAAGGGAACUUAUCGCCGAACUCAGGAAACCUGCUCUCUUUCUCUUGAAACAUCCGAGCCGCUGUGGACGAGGAUCUGGCUGGCUUUGCUAUCGUACACGAGAUUUUAUGCGGCAGGCAGUCAUAGAGGAGCUGGGACGCUGUCAGGAAGCAGCUUUAGCGCCGAGAUCUGCCUGUCGAAAUCGAAGCCGCGUCAAAAAGUGGCUAAGAUUUGUUUAA